This is a messenger RNA of Penicillium malachiteum, 1068 nucleotides long. Its product is annotated as short chain dehydrogenase/reductase. The transcript has a single exon. The coding region runs from base 1 to 1068 and encodes 355 amino acids. Lineage: Eukaryota; Fungi; Ascomycota; Eurotiomycetes; Eurotiales; Aspergillaceae. Gene Ontology annotation, molecular function: oxidoreductase activity. The record is from RefSeq and is a predicted model, not a curated record.
AUGGACUUGAGCUACGAUCCUGCUCACAUCCAGGGCAAAACCAUCCUCAUCACCGGCGGCGCUGCUGGUUUCGGUGCCGCGUUUGGUGCCCGUUGGGCAGCUGCUGGAGCCACCGUGAUACUUGGUGACAUCAACACGUCGGCGGGAGAAAAGGUCACCGCACAGAUCCGCGAGGAAUCCCAGAAUCAAAAUGUUCAUUUUAUCAAAUUAGAUGUCACCUCCUGGACUUCACAGGUGAACUUCUUUCGCCAAGCCGUGGAAUUAAGUCCACAUGGUGGAAUCGACACCGUCGUUGCAAAUGCAGGCAUCAACGAUGCCCCAGAAGCAACAGCUUUUGAAAAACCUCAAGUCGACUACUUGAACGAUCCCAGCCCGCCCGCUCCCAGUUUUAAAACACUUGAUGUCAAUUUAACUGGCGUCAUGUAUACAGUGCAUCUUGCAUUAUUCUUUCUCCCGAAAAACCCUGAUUCCAGCAACUGCAAGCCGGAAUCUCCUACUUCUGAGCCAGGGAGAGAUAGACACAUCCUGCUACUGGGCUCCGUCGCAAGCUUACACCCACUCAUGACGCAGACUCCAUAUACUGUUUCGAAGCAUGCAGUUCUUGGACUUUUCCGGUGCUUGCGAAUCUCGGCUCCGCUAAAUGCUGGCGUUCGAGUAAACAUCGUCUGUCCCUACUAUACAGAUAGCCAAUUCAUGCAAGCACCCGUUCGAGCCCUGUUAGCAGGCACUCCACUGGGGAAGCCCGAGGAUGUCAUCGAAGCGGCGACAUAUUUGGUUGCAGAUUCGAGGUGUUCAGGUCGCUCAUUAGUUACUGGGCCAAAGCUGAAACUCGACGCUUCAACUGGAAAACUGGAUGUUCUUCGCGAUGACAGUGGUGAACAGAUACAAGAAGGACCUAUUUGGGAGUGCUAUCUACAUGAUAUGGAACCGGCAGAUAUUUUUACUCAAAGGAUGUUGGGACUUGUUCAUGUUGCAAUCAAAGCAAGAGGAUGGAUUGGUUGGGCGUAUGAUAUGGCUGGUGCGCUGACGUGGCCGAUCCGUCAGCGGUGGAAUCGGAGUUCAAGAUAA